Salpingoeca rosetta is the source of this 324-nucleotide messenger RNA. RefSeq lists its product as uncharacterized. Bases 1 to 324 code for a protein of 107 amino acids. NCBI's taxonomy places the organism in Eukaryota, Choanoflagellata, Craspedida, Salpingoecidae. The record is from RefSeq and is a predicted model, not a curated record. The transcript has 2 exons.
AUGAGUGCACCGAGCGCACGGUGUGGAGACCUGCAUGGCCCAACCGAGUGGGCCCAGCUCAAUGGCUGGAGUGUGGGCGCUUCGAUCAAUCCAUUUCACGCGCAGACGGUUACAGAGGACGAUGUCGGCACUCGUGUCGACGCCGUGCUGGCGGCGUGCGCUGACACGUCCACGCCGUCAACUUGCAACGAUGCCGUACUUCACGCUGCGUACGGGCGAUCGGAUCCCGGCCAUCGGCAUUGGCACGUUCACUGGCACGCGGUUAACGCAGCAGGCCGAGCCGGGCGACAUGUACGACAACAUCAUGCCUCUAACGCGCUUUAA